Dioszegia hungarica is the source of this 1209-nucleotide messenger RNA. RefSeq lists its product as uncharacterized. The record is from RefSeq and is a predicted model, not a curated record. The transcript has 3 exons. The coding region runs from base 1 to 1209 and encodes 402 amino acids. NCBI's taxonomy places the organism in Eukaryota, Fungi, Basidiomycota, Tremellomycetes, Tremellales, Bulleribasidiaceae.
AUGUCGUCUAACGAGGAGAAUCCUACACUCGAGACACCAAAUGCAAACUGGGCCGCUCUGCGUCAUCUCUUGAAGACUUACGCCAAUACCCUCGACAAAGUCAAAGCUGAUGAAGAGAGUCUCUGCGACACAGCCGAGCUUUUUGAUACCGCCAGCAAGCUGAUGCAUGAGGUGACUAGCCUUUGCAAGGAGUAUGCCAAGCUGAAGGGAGGAGCUCAGUGGCCGAUCCCGAAGGACUCGAACUUUGCAAAUCGGCAGGCCAUGAGGUUCUUCAGCGAAUUCGCGGACGUCCCUGAGACAGCAGCUCUCCAGAAGGCCAUCAGCGAAGCCCUUUCUACCGGGCUCCAGCAGCUUGUUGAGGGCCGGAAACAAGCGUUCCAGCAGGCGACCACGUCUAUGGCGGGAGAGCAGCAAAGCAAGCUCCACCAUCUGCGCGGCGAGGCCGCCAAGCUCGGUCACGUCUCGGCGAUCGCCUUCGCACUCAGCGAGGGAAAUGACGACAUGAAGGUCUGGUACGAGACCGUCCUGGAGAAGAGGCGAAAGGUGAUCGACAUCGCCGAAAGCAUCCAGCAAAAGUUGACAGAGCUGGACUGCACAUAUCCCGAUGCGGAUCUUGAGAUCGAGUGGCAGAAGAUUUCGGGGCCGCUGGAGGAAAUGUCCAUCAAUCGGCACGAUGUGGCCGUCUUGGAGGCUGUCAAAAGGACAAAGUUGAAAUGGAUGGAGACACCAGGAUACGACGAUGAAGACGGACACAUCGGCUGGAUCGACGAUGAGAUCCUAGACAUGGAGUGUGAUUUCGACGAGAUGCGGGAGAAGAUCGCCACAAGCCUCUCAUUGAUUGCUCGCAGGGCACCAUGGCUACAUGAUGGGCUGCACAGUCUCCGGCACAGCGAGGUGAUCCACGGGAUGAAGUGUGUGGAAGAGAGCAUCAAUGCAAGGUCAAACCCGGAUCUUCAAUACGACGAUGAGAAGGGAAGGAAUUAUCUCCUCACUCGCAUCAACGGCUCCGGCGUUCGAGCGCUCCGUGUGAACCUACUCGAUUGGGCCACCGCUGAAGGUUCUGCGAACCCUAUCGCGGCGAUGCGUUUGACAGACACCACUCCGAUCUCGGCUGCCGUCCGUGAUUACGACUGGCUCGAGCAUGAAGGGGAGAAGGACAAAGCUCUGGGCUGGGCUAUCAACAGAUACUUGUUCGAUGGAUCGCUGUAG